Molecule: messenger RNA, 4623 nt
Organism: Triticum dicoccoides
Lineage: Eukaryota; Viridiplantae; Streptophyta; Magnoliopsida; Poales; Poaceae
Product: cysteine-rich receptor-like protein kinase 6
Exons: 1
Coding region: 141-692 (183 amino acids)
Source: RefSeq, a predicted model, not a curated record
AGUCCGGCUGAAGGUAUAGUCCGGCCAUCCGGACACCCCCCUAAUCCAGGACUCCCUCACCUGGCGAUGCCACAGCAUCUGCAUGCUCCGACUGCAUCACCACCGCGUUCCAUGAUGCUUGGCGGCUCUGCGGAUCGCAAAUGGACAUGCAUUUCUUGUAUGGGGACUGCAUCGUCCACGUCUCCACCGAGGACCUUGUCUACAACUCCAGUUUUGUGCUACACAGGUUGCUGAUCUUUGCGGACACUAAGGAUCCCGGCAAUCAACGCUAUGGGAUCACCAACUUCACCGACGCCACCAUUGAUGGCAACAUCAAGGUGCUGCUCCAAGAGACAGCCAAACAGGCAGCCUACAACUCUACAAUGAUAUACGCCACCGGCCGCAUGGAUUUAUCCGAGGAACUCCCGCUGCUCUACUCUAUGGCGCAGUGCAACCUGGACUUACAAUCAAUUGACUGCUGGAAUUGCCUCGAAAAUAUCAGGAGCGCAGCAAGGGGUUCCUUCCACAAGCAACAUGGUGAAUGGAUUGCUGGUAUGUGGUACAAUUUUAGGUACAGCACGUAUCAGUUCUACAAUGGCCAGCCCACGAAGCAGACCGUCUGGUCGGAUGUUGUAGAUCCAACAACAAACAUGCCGGCGCCAGGGCCGGUUGGUGUUCCAUGGCAGAAAGAUAAGAGUAAGACAAUAUGUUAGUUCUUUCCCCGAAACUAGCCUAGUCUUCCUUUUUCCUUGUUCUAAAGAGCAUUUUCCCCAUAUCUUAUAUCUGUUUGUAUUCAUAUUAUCCCUAUCACAUCUUUAUUACACAGAAAUUGGUGCCCAUCACACUCAAGCAUCAUUAGACUCAAUGAAAUUGACUAUUCCAAAACUUCAUUUAACUCGAUGCUUGAGUCUGAUGGGAACCCAGUUGACGAGUAGAUUUGUGCUGGAACAGUGAGCGGGUUAUGGGUACAGACUACAGAGCACCUUUCGAUAUAGAUCUAAUGACCGCAAAUUAAUUUUGAUGAUUCUGAAAGACAUAAUUAAUUCACCCGUAUAGAUCUAAUGACUGCAAAUCAAUUUUGAUGAUUCUGGAAGACAUAAUUAAUUCACCUGGGUGGGGUGACUGCUACCCUUUGAUCAACGCUUUAAUUCAACAACCAUGCUUGCGAUGCAGCCUUAGACUAUAUUGUAUGUUGAAAUAUUCUUUAUAACAUACAGAAAAUGUCCAUUUUUCAACACUAAACUAUUACAAAAGUUUGUAUUUCCCUUAACAUCCAAAACCGGUUGUGCUCAACCUUGAACUGUUGGAUCUGUUCAAUUUACCCCAUUGGUCCUGUCCCAAGUUGUUUUAGCUGACUCAGACGACACGUGAUGUACCUCUAUACGUCGGCAAAUUCCCAUCUCGGUAGCUUGAGUAAAAAAAAACAGAGAAACUAAUUCUCACAAUACUAUUUUCUGAUUUCCCUGGUUUUUUUGCAUUUUUUAAAUGUUUCAUAUUUUUUUAUCUUCACUUAAGCUGCAGACAUGGCAAGGGGCUGCCGUGCAGAAGUGAUGCUACGUGUCUACCACGUGUCAUCCAAAUCAGCUCAAAACCGCUUGGGAUAGGGCCAAAGGGCUACAGUGAACAGAUUCAAUCUUUCAAGGUUAAAAACAACUGGUUUCAGAUCUUAAGGUUGAAAAGUGAACUUUUGCAACAAGAGGUUAUAAUAUGUUAGAAUAUUCCUCAAAACAUAAAUAUCAAAGUUUAUUGUGUAGUUACAUUUCGUUGAUUUGUCUAAUCAACUAACCACCUAUGUUUGUGUGAAAUCUUUCGUUUAGGGCAUAUAAUAAAGGUAUGGAUCAUUACCACUGCUAUGCUUCUACUAGCAUCAUUUUUGUGCUUCAUCGUAUGGUUUAAACUAGUCAAAAGGAACAUUAAAGGUUAGUUAUGGAAAUGCUGCUGUACUCACAAAUCUCUUAGGCUGUUUAGAUUCAUAUAUAUUCGCUUACCUGAAAGGAUUACAUAAACUCUGAUUUUUGAAUUUUGGUGAAGUGAGCUCUCAGGAAGAUGAAGAGCUAGUCUGGGGGAUAGGGAGGAGUUCAGAGCUCAAGCUUUUUAACUUUUCACAACUAUCAGAUGCUACGAGUAACUUCUCAGAUGAAAAUAAAUUGGGGCAAGGUGGCUUUGGACCAGUAUACAAGGUAAAAGAACACAUUUAUCCAUGUACACAAAGAGAACAAAAAUCGAACCUAGUCUGUAUCGAUAACUAAUUUGUACGACCUAGUGGAUUUAUACAUGUAGCUUUAAUUUUACUCACAAGCAUGGGGGGUUACUGAUCAGAAGAUAAGUAAACCGCUUCUAUUUUGCAAGAUGAUAUCACUGAUCAAGCUCUUUUAAACCUCUACAGGGCCAGCUUCCUGAAGGUUUGGAAAUAGCAAUUAAGAGACUAGCUUCGCAGUUUGGGCAGGGUUUCACAGAGUUUAAAAAUGAAGUCCAACUCAUAGCCAAGCUCCAGCACACAAAUUUGGUUAGGCUAUUGGGAUGUUGCUCUCAAGGAGAAGAGAAAGUAUUAAUCUAUGAAUAUUUGGCAAAUAAAAGCUUGGAUUUCUUUAUCUUUGGCAUUACUCCUUGUAGUUUCCUGUUACAGACUAUCGGUUAACUCUAUCUACUAAAAUUAUCCCCACAACCUUCCUCCCCCUCUAAUAUACAUAUAUCAUUAACUUGUGUGCAGAUGAAACUAAAAAGGCUUUAUUGGAAUGGAACAAAAGAAAAGCGAUUAUCGAAGGGAUAGCACAAGGACUUCUAUAUUUGCAUAAGCACUCUCGGUUACGUGUCAUACAUAGGGAUCUUAAAGCUAGCAACAUACUUUUGGACAGUGAAAUGAAUCCUAAAAUAUCAGAUUUUGGGCUUGCAAAAAUAUUCAGCUCAAAUGAUACUGAAGGGAACACAAAAAGGAUUGCUGGGACAUAGUAAGCUCUUCUUACAAAUUAGUGCAUCCUGCACAAGUCAGCCAGAUACAAAACACUGAAAUAGAAGUUUAUUUUUCCCCUAUAUUUUCAGUGGGUAUAUGGCUCCCGAGUAUGCUUCAGAGGGUCUCUUCUCAAUCAAAUCUGAUGUAUUCAGCUUUGGUGUACUGAUUCUUGAGAUCAUCCAUGGAAAAAGGAACUCAUGUUUCCAUCAAUUUGGGGACUUCUUCAACCUUCUUGGAUAUGUAAGUACUUUUUUGUAUAUAAUUUUUAAAAUUAUUUGAUUAUCUGAAAACCAUAUUUAAUACUGUAUGUCUCUAAACUCUUGCUAGGCAUGGAAGUUGUGGAAAGAGGAAAGAUGCCUCGAGUUCGUCGAUGAAUCAAUAGUUUCAGAGUCUGACACAUUAGAUACGAUGAGGUGUAUCAACAUCGCACUGCUCUGUGUGCAAGAGAAUGCAGUUGACAGGCCCAGCACAACAAGUGUGGUUGCGAUGCUAAGCAGUGAAAGUAUGACCCUGCCCGAACCUAAGCACCCAGCGUAUUUCCACAUAAGGGUAACAGAGGAAGAGCCCCCUAGUGCGAAUGAUGUGACAGUGUCUGCUCUACAAGGCAGGUAGUAUCAUCCUGCAUGAUUCGGUUUUUUUUUGUGCUGCUGCUUUGCUGAGGGAGCUCCUUCUGUUUUAACACUAAAGUUCUGACAGAAACAUGCACAAACCUUUGGACUCUGGUUAAACAUGGCAUGAACGGAAGACAAUCUACACAUGUUCAAACAGUAAAAGAUGACUAAUCAGUGUUUAUACUGUGAUGUUGAAUCAUAAGCAAACACCUCAGCUGUUGAUGACGAACUGUGAGUUAGAGUACAUUUCAGGUUGGUGUUUCCCUUUGUGUACAAAUAAAAAGGGUGGAUUUAGAUUAUUCAUCCAACCACAUAAGCCUUUGUACAGAAACCAUAAACAUAUGUGGGGCUAUUUGGCAUAUGCACUGAAUCGAUUCAAUGUAGUGGUUCCACUCGCCUCCAACCAAAAUAAUAAUAAUCCCCAAAGCUGACCUCUUUUGAUGGAUCGAUUCGUUUGACAGAAAAACAAACAUACCUUUGGCAUAUGUGAUAUGUGGACUAUUUGGCACAUCCUGCCCUGCGUGAUGUGUUUUUUGUGCCUCUAAUUUUCUUAGUGUCUUAGGUUAGGGGGCUCCUUUCGUUUGACAGAAACACACAAACACCUUUGGUUAAACGUGGCGUGAAAGGAAGACAAUCUAUCUACUCAUUUUCAAACAGCGAAAGCAGAUGGCUAAUUAGUUUGCACAUUGUGACGCUGAAUCGGACGCGGACACCUUGGUUGCUAAUUACUAGUGACAAAUUCCCGUUGGUGAACGAUGGAUUGUGAAGUGCAGUACAUUUGAGGUUGAAGUUUCUCUUUGUGCAGGAAUGGUAAUGCCUAGCACAAACAAAAAUCCUAAGCAUAAACAUAAGGGGUGAUGCAUAUUAUUAGGCAGGCAUAGAAGCUUUUGCACUGAAAUCCUAAGCAUAGACAUCCCCGGUGCUGCGGAAUGGCUAUCGUUACUGAAUCGACUCAACUCAGCGGUUCCAUUCCCCCAACAAAAAUCCCUAGAGCUAACCUCACGGGGUGGAUGGAAGUCGCGGGCUACCUGUCAUCUUCGGGCGAGGAGGAGGCAAGAAAGGCGCCGCCUCGAGCCACCCUCG